This is a messenger RNA of Monodelphis domestica (gray short-tailed opossum), 2664 nucleotides long. RefSeq names its product galactosidase beta 1 like (gene GLB1L). Lineage: Eukaryota; Metazoa; Chordata; Mammalia; Didelphimorphia; Didelphidae. The record is from RefSeq and is a predicted model, not a curated record. Gene Ontology annotation, biological process: carbohydrate metabolic process. Gene Ontology annotation, molecular function: beta-galactosidase activity.
GAAGUCGUCGAAGGGGCUGCAAAGGGAUCACAGAAUGAUGGGGUCACCGAUCAGGCUGGAAGAGGCCCAAGAAGUCGUAGACCAUGCCCCGCUGGGAGGGGGUGGGGGGAUGGCAGAAAGCAGAGAUCGGACCUAGGGCUUCAGACCCACAGGAAGCACGCAAGGGUCCCCAUGCAGCAACCCUCCCCAACCAGAAGAGCCCAGCCCCCAAGGACUCCCGGGAGUGAGAGGAAGAGGGGAGCCCCGGGGCGCCUCGCGAUCGAUCAAGGAGGGGGGAUGGGAGAGGGGCAGGGGAGAGCACAGGAAGUGGGUGGGGGAAGGACGGGGGAGGGGAGAAGGCGCCCGGUCCCUCAGUUGGGGGGGUUCUGCUUUCUCCACUCCCCGGGGGGGGGGGGGGGCUGCUCCAGCUGCCCCCAUUCAGCAGGGAUCCCACCCGGGAGCCCGAGGUGCCACGAACCCAACCCAGGCACGCGAGCGGCGGCGGCGACGACGGCAGCGGCGACGGCGGAGCCGCGUCAUGUGACGGGGCUGGAGGCAGGAUUGGAGCUCGGAAGUCUUGGCUUCGCCAUGGCCCCUGGGUCGCAGCUCUGUCUCCUUUUCCUGCUCCAGUUUCUUCAGGAAGCUGCCCCCAGGUCUUUCGAGGUGGAUCGACAGAGAGGCAUAUUCCUGCUUGACGGAGUCCCGUUCCGCUAUGUGUCAGGCAGCAUACAUUACUCCCGGGUCCCCAGCCCGCUUUGGUCUGACCGACUCCACAAGAUGCGCAUGAGCGGCCUCAACGCAGUGCAGGUUUAUGUGCCUUGGAACUAUCAUGAGCCACAGCCUGGAGUCUACAACUUCCAGGGCAAUCGAGAUCUGGUGGCAUUUCUGAAGGCAGCCGCCAAUGAGGACUUGUUGGUGAUUCUGAGGCCUGGCCCCUACAUUUGUGCAGAGUGGGAAAUGGGAGGUCUCCCAGCCUGGUUGCUUCAAAACCCUGAAAUUGUCCUAAGAACCUCAGAUCCAGAUUUCCUUGCUGCAGUGGACUCUUGGUUCCAUGUCUUGAUGCCCAUGGUACAGCCCUGGCUGUACCACAACGGGGGCAAUAUCAUCAGUGUCCAGGUGGAGAAUGAAUAUGGCAGCUACUUUGCCUGUGACUUUAGAUACAUGAGACACCUGGCUGGAUUAUUCCGAGCACUGCUGGGGGAUCAGAUCUUCCUGUUUACCACAGAUGGGCCACGUGGCUUCAGCUGUGGAACCCUACAGGGUCUCUAUUCUACUGUGGAUUUUGGCCCAGAUGACAACAUGACUGAGAUCUUUGCCAUGCAGCAGAAGUAUGAGCCCAAUGGGCCCCUGGUGAACUCAGAGUACUACACAGGAUGGCUAGACUACUGGGGUGGGAAUCAUUCAAAAUGGGAUACAAAGACCUUGGCCAAUGGACUACAGAAUAUGCUGGAGUUGGGAGCAAAUGUGAACAUGUACAUGUUCCAUGGAGGCACCAACUUUGGCUACUGGAGUGGUGCUGAUUUUAAGAAGAUCUAUCAGCCUGUCACAACCAGUUAUGACUAUGAUGCACCUCUCUCUGAAGCUGGAGAUCCCACACCCAAACUACUUGUCAUCCAAAGUGUCAUCAGCAAGUUCCAGGAACUUCCCUUGGGGCCUUUUCCCCUCCCCAGCCCCAAGAUGAAGUUUGGACCUGUGACCCUGAAGCUGGCUGGUGACCUGCUGAACUUUCUAAAUGUCCUGUGCCCUGAUGAGCCCAUCCAAAGUCAUUUACCCCUAACUUUUGAGGCUGUCAAGCAGGAUUAUGGCUUCUUACUGUACAGGACACAACUGCCCCAGAACCUGACAAAACCAACCCCACUCUGGGUAAAGAACAAUGGUGUCCGUGACCGUGCCUAUGUGAUGUUGGAUGGGGUGUCUCAGGGCAUUCUGGAACGAGACAAGGAUGAAGCACUGUUUAUGACAGGGCAGGCAGGAUCCACAUUGGAUGUGCUGCUGGAGAAUAUGGGGAGGAUCAGCUUUGGGUACAACAUCAGUGACUUUAAGGGCCUGAUACAGCCUUUGGUCCUGGGGGACGUUGUCCUCACUGACUGGCUGCUCUUUCCUCUGAAUAUUGAUGCCCUUAUGGAUUCAAAGAAUAGGGUAUUUGAGACCCAAGAGCUCAAUUUGAAGUCUUCCUCUGGUCCAGCCUUCUACUCAGCGACUUUUCAACUCCCAGGUCCACCUUGGGACACCUUUCUAUACCUUCCCGGCUGGACCAAGGGCCAGGUCUGGAUUAAUGGGUUUAACCUGGGCCGUUACUGGACAAGGCGAGGCCCACAGCAGUCACUCUACGUGCCAGGACCCCUGCUCUUGCCUACAGGGACCCCCAACAUCAUCACACUGCUGGAGCUGGAGCAUGCACCUCCUAGGACACAAAUCCAAUUUCUGGACAGACCUCUGUUUAAUGCCACUCUCCACUAAAUAUACUGAUGCCAACCUCUGGCUGACUGCUCCAGGGAAGGGCCCUCCCUGGCCCAGUGAAGGCAUCUUAGGCCUAAAGUGAAGAAGACCUGGGUUGUGAGGUGGCUCAGUGGCUUUUCCUGAGGACUGUUCUGGCAGAGAGGAUAGCAAUUUACAACUGAAAUAGUGUUUCUUUAUCAAAUUUUAUUGCAUUAAAUUUCAGAGACACAGUACCCUCUCCCUCCA